Phanerochaete carnosa HHB-10118-sp is the source of this 693-nucleotide messenger RNA. RefSeq lists its product as uncharacterized. The coding region runs from base 1 to 693 and encodes 230 amino acids. NCBI's taxonomy places the organism in Eukaryota, Fungi, Basidiomycota, Agaricomycetes, Polyporales, Phanerochaetaceae. The record is from RefSeq and is a predicted model, not a curated record. Gene Ontology annotation, cellular component: cytoplasmic exosome (RNase complex); nuclear exosome (RNase complex). The transcript is spliced from 4 exons. Gene Ontology annotation, molecular function: RNA binding. Gene Ontology annotation, biological process: poly(A)-dependent snoRNA 3'-end processing; nuclear polyadenylation-dependent rRNA catabolic process; TRAMP-dependent tRNA surveillance pathway.
AUGACCUACGUUCUGCCAGGAGAGUCUGUGCCCGCUCAACAUGUAAACCUCAAGCUCGGCCCUGGUCUCUUGCAGGUCUCGGAUGCACAGAAGAGCAGCUCCAUCAUCUCAACUCGCGCAGGGGAGCUCAAGCACACGGCCAAUAACCGGCAAUGGUGGAUCGAGAGCAAUUCGAGGCGGUAUGCUCCGGCACCUCAGGAGUCUGUCAUCGGUGUCGUAAUCGCAAGAAGUGGCGACAAUUGGCGAGUCGACAUCGGCUCCGCGCACGUCGCUUCAUUAGACGGUCUGGCUUUCGAAGGUGCAACGAAGAGGAACAGGCCAAAUCUCAAGGUUGGAUCAUUGCUGUAUGCAAGAGUAUCGCUAGCCCACAAGGAUAUGGAGCCUGAGCUGGAAUGCUUCGACGCUCAGACGCGGAAGGCGGAAGGGUUUGGGGAGCUUAAGGGAGGUUUCCUCGCCAAAUGUAGCCUUCAAAUGUCUCGAAUGCUCCUCGAUCCAAGCCAUUUCCUCCUCCCCCUCUUAGGCUCGAAAUUCCCUCUGGACGUCGCUAUUGGAGUCAACGGUCGCGUCUGGAUCAGCACGAAAGAGCCUAAGCACACAAUAGCCGUAACGCGUUGCAUCGAAGCUGUAGACCCCGACGGCGGGGGCAUGGAUGAGCUCGGCGUGAAGAAGUUCCUUGGCACCUUGGAUAUAUGA